UAGGUCCUGUUUUGGUUCUGCAGUAUGUUGAAGUCCUAACGUGGCGCUGCCUGUUACUUUUCUAAACUCUGAAAUCUGAUCAAAUCAAACCCUGCUGCUGCUGCUGCUGCUGCGGAUGGAUAAACAAGACACGUUUUCUUACCCUCAGGACCGUCUGCCAGGUGCACAGCCUUGACAAGCCUCUAUACCCUUACAAUUGUCAACAUGAAGACCGAGAGGGAGGACAUGAUUUUCCAGGCUCUGCUCUUAAUCCACAUCCCUGUGGCCUGCCUCUUCACUGCAGUGUCAGCUCAGCCUGACAGCAGCAGCAGUGUGGUGGUGGCAGGGUAUAAUGUGAGCGCCCCCGCUGGCUCGAGGGUGGUGCUGCAGUGUGUGAGUGGCCGCAUGGUGUGGACGAGGGACCGGGUGAGGGACAGGCAGAGGGUGGUCCACUGGGACAUGUUCCGGGCCCAUCCAGACUAUGCCAUGGAGAGGGUCUUGGACAUGUUCUCUGCAGGGGACCAGAGGAUCUACAACUCCUACAACCAGGGCAGGGUUGGUCUCAGCCCCAGAGCCUUCAAAGAUGGAAACUUCUCCCUGAUCAUCAAAGAUGUGACAAUGAACGACAGAGGUCUGUACUCUUGUAACCUCCAUCAUCUCUACUGCAACUUGUACGAGACGGUCAGAGUACAGCUCAAUGUCACUAAAUCACGUCGCAAAGAGCAGCGCUUUUGGGAUGGACAAAAAGCCGUAUAUGUGGUGCUGCUUGGUAGUACCGUGGUGCUGCCGUGCGUCAACCGCCGUAAUGUGUGGACAGACUGGAGCAACGAGGAGGAGGACCAGCAGGUGGUCCACUGGGACCGCCAGUCCCCCGGAAUCCGCCACGACCGCGCUGAUCGGCUGGUGGACUUGUACGCCUCUGGGGAGCAGCGUAGCUACGGACCGCUGUUCCUCCAGAGGAAGAUGAACAUCAGCAAUCAGGCGUUCGCAGAGGGAGACUUUUCACUUUCCAUAUCUGAUCUGCAGCCCACAGACCAGGGGAUGUAUUCCUGCCACCUCCACCACCACUACUGUGGCCUACAUGAGAGGAGAGAGUUUCAGGUCACAGUGGAAGCUCCAGUGGUUCGGGCCACCCUGCCAGCCAAAGCACUUCCCAGUGAAGACAAAGACACCACUAAGGCUGAAUCACCGCGAGUCAUCAACGUUAUCCUGCCAGACCAGAGACUCCACUUUCUCCUGCCGCUUGGCUUCGUCCUCACCUCCUUCCUGCUGCUGGCAUUCAUUAUCCUAAUCAUCAUCCUCAUCACACGCAGACGGAGAACCAAAGAGUUUAAUCCGCAGGCAUCCGUGAGGUCCAGCAGAAGUCAGAGCAGCUCGGAGGAGUUUGACAUGGACAUUACUGAAAUGACUGUGUGCUGUCAGGAGGAGAGAAGACUUGACUACAAGAACAACCUGCUGAAAGAGAAGGUCCACAUGAACGCUCAGCCUAAGGUCAUUGACCUUGACGAAGAGAUGCAGAAGUUUUCUAAGUGAGAAAAAGACAAAUACUUGUGUCACUGGCUGGUCCAGAGGCUGCGCUCCAAACCAAACACCUCCACACUGCCUUCUGUCCUGGCAGGAGAGACGGCAACAGACAAACUGUUGUGAAACGCAGAAAACCAAAAAAAAAAAGAAAACAAUAGCUCACACUGAGGCCUUGUGUUUUUAAUUUGUCAGUAUUAAAAAACAAGCUGAUUUUGUUUUCUGUAAUUGUACUUGAUCAAGCUAAGCAGACAGGCCUUUGACCAUUUGCACAGGACAAUAGCGCCACCCAGAGGAGAGUCUGAACCGAGCAUCGACUGUUAAAUGGAGGAGCAAUGAGUGAAGUUGUGACUGAGUGAAUUUGAAUUAUCAGUUAUUACAGCUUUGAUUAUUAUUCCUCAAAUUAAAAAAAAAAAUCAAUAAAAAAAAUCAUUUUGUUCUUUGUUUUACUCACAUAUCCAUCUUGGCUUAACUGACCUGACUGAAGUGCUACUGUCAGGCUACGAUUACCUGUAUGCUAACUGAACAAUGAAGCAGUGUACGUCAAAAAAAAUUAUUUUCAAUGCUCAGACUAUAUAUUUUUUGUGGAUCGUUCCUUUUAACAUGUAUUAAAAUUUAAUGUUUGACACUAAA
Plectropomus leopardus (leopard coralgrouper) is the source of this 2133-nucleotide messenger RNA. RefSeq names its product matrix remodeling-associated protein 8-like. Gene Ontology annotation, cellular component: membrane; cell surface. Gene Ontology annotation, biological process: cell adhesion; cell differentiation. The record is from RefSeq and is a predicted model, not a curated record. NCBI's taxonomy places the organism in Eukaryota, Metazoa, Chordata, Actinopteri, Perciformes, Serranidae.